CUCCCGGCCCCCCACACUUGCUCGCUUGGCUCCGCCCCACCUCUUCGUGAUCCCGCCUACGGCGACAAAUCCACAUCAUGCCGCCCCCCUUCCCGCGCGCACCCGCCAACUGGGUGCCGCUCACGUUUUUCUCCUUCCCCCCUCAGCCGGACCUCCUGCGAUCGGGGGCCCCAUUUCUGCCCUCCUUCGACCCGUGCUCGUUGAUGGUGCAUGCCCUCCUGCGGGUCCUCUCCAUCGACCAUCUGGUCCACGAGGUGACCGACCCGACACACGUGCCAACCGGCACCAUCCCUGCCCUGCGUCACGGGGCCGAUCUCUUUGCCGACCCGCUGGACAUCGCCACCUACCUGUCGUAUGAUGCCCUUCUUCGGCUGCCUGGGCACCAGUCCCCCGGGCCGGUGGACCUCUCGGAUCCCACAUGCCUGGCUGGCUUCUCCUCGGCCCCCAACUACAUCCCAGAUGAGAUGACUCUCCUUCCGCAUGUGGCCCUCCUGCCGGCCCUGUCGGCCGCCUCCACCGGCCACACGGCCGCCAUCCUGUCCCACCUGAUGGAUGCCUGGAUGUUCCUCCUUUUCAUCGAGCCCGCCAAUGCCACUCUCUCGCGGACCCCCUAUCAGAGCUUCUUUGGGACCCUCUUUUCCGGCAGCUCCGCCUACCAUCGCCGCAUGCGCGAGGUCCUGGCCCACUUCCACCUGUCUGAGCGGUCGACCCCGGAGGAGUUGAUCUUCGUCGCGGAGUCGGUUUAUGCCCGGGCUCUGUCCACUUUCUACCACCUGAGCCAGGCUCUCGGGAAGUCGGACUUCUUCGACGAUCCCGAGCUCCCGGGCAUCCUCGACUGCGCGGCAUUUGCCUUCCUUGGUCUCUUCUACUGGCACGGUCUCCCGGAGGUCGGGCCAUUUGGCCAUGACACCAUCUUUGAGACUCUGCCGAAUCUCCGAGACUUCGUCCUGCGUAUGCGCGACCGCCUGGACUUCUCGCCAAUGUGCCGCAUGCCCAUGGCCCUGGACUAUGCCACUGGCAAGGCCACCUCCACGUGCUGUCUGUCCCCCCUGUGUCCCCACUUCGCUCUCUCGCGCUCCUCGUCCUGGACGGAUACCCGUGCCUUUGGUGCAUCCAAUGCCUGCUGCCAUCGGCACCGAGAUCUACGACUCCGGCCACAUGCGGAGCCCUCGGUCGACCCUUCGGACGAACCCAACAGCGCGGCUGACAUCGACGCUCAGCCGCCCGCCGAUCCGGAUGCCGAUGAGCCCAUCUGGCGUGCACUUGACCUGCUGAACAUCCGCGAGCUGCGGGAGUUCAUUCGCCGGCGAAAGGCAGCCACCGCGAGCCCCGAGAAGGCCACCAGCCCGACGGAGCCAACGGUCACCGACAUCCCCGAUGACGAUGACGAUGGUCCUGAGCCUCCUCCCGGCUCCUCGAGCUCCCCGCCACAUCCGGCCGGCGACGCCAAGGACGCCAAUCACCACCCCGGCCCUGACGACACGCCUCCCACCCCGGACAACCCCGAUGACCUUGAAGAUGUCCCCUCCUCGCUGGACCUGAAUUCCCCCCUCGGGGAGGACUACUGGGAGACCAUUUUCGUUCGAUUCUGGAUGGAACGCGCCGUGGCGCUGGGUCUAUUGCUGGCAGCCGCUGCUUUGACAACCAGCGGCGUGAACCUGCUUACAUUCGUGCAAAUGACGACGGUCCACCAGGAGCCAAGCCCGGCGGCCCUGGCAGGGGGCCGCCAGGCGGCCCGUAGCUUUGCGGAGGCAGUCCGCCGUGCGGCGGAGUCGGCCCUCCAGGCGGCAUCAUCCCCGGCGGCCCGUCCAUAGGCGCGCCCCAGGCACCGCCAGGAGGACCACCAACCCCGGGAGGCGGCAGGAAGGCCCCACCCCGGAAGCCGCCGCCCAUCAUCAUGCCCGGCGGCGGAGCCCCGAAUGGCGCCUGGUGGGGCGGCGGCGGCGGCAUCAUGCCCGGCAUGUGGUGCCUCGGCGGCGGCCCAUGGUGCAUCAUCGGCCCGGGCGGAUGAUGAGGACCGGGGUGGUACAUGCCACCCGCCCCGGGGGGAGCCGCCCCGGGGAAGCCGCCGGCCAUGGCUGGCUGCACCAAUCCGGCCGACAUGGACGACGGCAGGACCAUCGAUCCGCCGGCGGGGCUCGGCCGCGAGCUGGUGCCAUCCUCGGCGCCCUGUUGGAUCGACCGGGCCAGCAGCCGCUCUGUGUGCGUUGUUCCCCCGCCCCCCAUACACACAUGCCGGAAAGGCAAAUCGUACAAAUACAUCGAGAAAGGCAAGA
Fonticula alba is the source of this 2276-nucleotide messenger RNA. RefSeq lists its product as hypothetical. Bases 78 to 1814 code for a protein of 578 amino acids. Gene Ontology annotation, cellular component: SAM complex. Gene Ontology annotation, biological process: mitochondrion organization. The record is from RefSeq and is a predicted model, not a curated record. NCBI's taxonomy places the organism in Eukaryota, Rotosphaerida, Fonticulaceae. The transcript has 6 exons.